GUUAGAUGGUGCCACUUGUCCGACUUCGCGACGCUGGUUACUAUUUCGACGGAGAAGGGAUGCUCUUUUUCUUCAAAAUCCCGAAUUUUUGACAGGGCGCCCUUCGUGCGGUCAUCGCCGGUAAUAAUUUCUCAUGGUUUGAUGCGUGCUAACGUGACCCUCGUCCACCUCUGAACGAGACAGUCCUUCGGCAAAAGUCAACAUGCCGCAGGACUCGUCGAGCAAGCCAGCAAAAUCUAAAGGGAUCAAGAACUUUGCUCGCGUCCUCAGUGACAAGGAUGCUGACCUACCAUCCCCCUAUGCAAGGAACGACGAUGGAGAACCCGUUUUGCCAUCCGCUUUCAAGGGCCGCCUGUACGAGCUCUUCGGGCAGAUCGAGAAGGAGUUCGAGUCGCUGUACGCCGAGAACCUCGCACUGAAGGAGAAAGUGGAGACGCUGAGCGAGCAGCUAGGCCGCGAGGCUGCUCUGCCGAUCGCGGACCGCACGGGAGGUGGAGGAGGCGGCCUGCACGAGCUGCCCGACCACGUGACCGGGGAACCCGUCCCGGGCACCAAGGCCAAGGCCAAGAGGGAGUCUAUGACCGCGAGCCAGUUGUCUCAGAAGAUCAAAAGCACGUACAAGCUGAAGGCCUCCACCAGUCGCAUUGUGUCAAGUUUCAAGACAUCGACCCUUGGCUGCCAACUUGCGAUGAACUACUCCGGGCAUCGAGACGGCGUCUGGGAAGUUAGCACUGCACGCACGGGCAUCCUGGUCAUUGCAACUGCGUCUGCAGAUCACACUGCGAGGCUGUGGGACAUCCAGACUGGCCAGUGCAUCCUACAGUAUGCGGGUCACGCGGGCUCGGUGAACUCGGUGCGCUUCCACCCGACGCAGGACCUGCUUGUGACCGGCUCGGGGGAUCAGAGCGCCCACGUCUGGAGGGCGGCCACUUCGGCAGCCUCGGCCCUCGAGCUGGUGAAGGGCCACUCGUCAGAAGAUGAAGUUGAUCUCUCCGAGAAAGAAGAUGACGUAGACUCGUCGAGCAAUGUGCUGGUGAUGAAGAGCCCUCUGACAGAGCUGACGGGCCACAGCAGCGUGGUGAUUGCUGCCGACUGGCUGUCGGGCGGUGACCAGGUCAUCACCGCCUCCUGGGAUCGCACGGCCAAUGUGUACGACGUCGAGAAGGGAGAGCUGGUCAUCCAGCUUGUGGGCCACGACCAGGAGCUGACCCACACCAGUGCCCACCCGACACAGCGGCUGGUGGUGACGUCGUCCAAGGACACCACGUUCCGGCUCUGGGACUUCAGAGAGCCAAUCCACUCAGUCAGCGUCUUUCAGGGGCACACGGAGGCCGUCACUUCUGCAACUUUCACGUCUGUGGACAAAGUAGUUUCUGGAAGUGAUGACCGCACAGUCAAAGUCUGGGAUCUGAAGAACAUGCGAUCUCCACUUACGACCAUCAGGCUGGACUCGCCAGUUAACAGAUUAGCGGUGUCCAACCAGCAUGUGAUAGCCAUUCCUCACGACAACAGGCAGGUCAGGCUGUUCGACAUCUCUGGGGUUCGCCUUGCAAGGCUUCCUCGCAACAACAGACAGGGCCACCGGCGCAUGGUGUGUGCUGCCGCCUGGUUGGAUUCGGAUCAGCCCAACGUGAAAGCCAACCUGUUCACGUGCGGCUUUGACCGCGCCACCCUGGGCUGGAGCGUCGGUUUACCUUCCAAGGAGGAGUGCAAGGCUGGACUCAAGGCCAACUAGGCAACCACGCUCCCCGUACCGUGUCCAGCCCCCUCCGCCCCACCUUUGCCACGAUGACAAGAUGUGAAGACUGCAAGGUUACUGCACUGAAUUCUGGACAACAGAGAUGUUUGUUAUCGAGACUGGUCAUUUUGUUAAGUUUGCUGCAAAAUAUACCUGCACAAUGAAAUGAUUGCCAAAUUAUUGUUUCAAUCUAAACAGAAGUGAAACAUUUUUUAUUUUUUGUGGAAAAUGUUUUUUCAGGGGUAAAUGCAGACUCGUUGGGGAUGCCUGGAGUCAAUUUUGAACAGAUCCAAGGUUGUUUUCUACGAGUUUUUGUAGGGAGACUAAUAUGCAUAGGCCUAUAGACUUCUUCACAUUUAUAAUUUGAUUACUAGUGUUUUGAAUAUAAUGGGAGCACAAAUCCACCGGUCACUGGCACAAGAUGACUUCACUAAUUCAGAAGCACUGUGCAGUGCUUCUAUAGAGUGUUGCACCUGAUGAUGGUGGACUGCAGUGAAUGCCACAAGCCAGGGGAGCCAAUCUAAUGCCAUGCAAGUGUUGCAUGAUCUUUGGGAAGGGCGCAUAGUCACGCGACACAUUCGCAGUGCUAGAUUCACUGAAUUGGCUCGUAACGUCCGCUGCGUCUAUCAAGAGGUGAAAUAGAGUAUAUAGGCAUAUUCAAAAUCAAAGAACAGAAAGCUCUAUACAUUUCACGGGGAAGGAAAGAAAUCGGAACUAUGUAUCUGAAUUUGCGGAAUGGAGCACACUUUCUAAAAUGGCUUCCCACAAAAUAAGCAAUAUGUGCACGGUACUAUUUUUUUUUGUUUGUUACAGAUUUAUUAUUUUUUUAAAGCACUCAAAAGUGUAGAGUUGCAGGCAGGGGAUGUCGUUAGGGAGGUCAAGGAAAGGUGUAGAUGUAGAAAACAUUCCCAGUGACUUGUGUAAUUGUGGUCAAUGUGUGUGUACAGACCAGCUUGUGCUAGUUCCGAUCGAUCAAAAAACACCUGGGGCUUUCAGAAAAAAGAAAAGGGGGGGGAUGACAUGUGUUAACUAUAUUUGUUUGGGAUAUCUAUCAAUGGAACUAUUUUCUCCCCAACAGAUUGGAAACUGGUUGUGUAGUGAAGAGCUCCUCAUUGUCUAGUCCUGUACAUAGGUAGACAGUGUGAUAUAACAUUAACUAGUUCGUACAAAGUCCACUUUUGAACACUUUUAUUUUCGGUAACCCUCACCCAAUUCACUGUUUAUUAACACUUUUUUUUUUUAUUCUACUAGCCACUUUUGUUUUAAACAGCACAGUUGAGUUGCGAGUAUUGUAUAGACAACAGCCUGGUCAUUGUACUAAAGCGACAUCACCAUUCUGUGCAGCAGACAUGCAUGAGAACUAAAAAAAAAAAGUAUGGCACGAAAUAAAUACUUUAUAUGCGUAUCAACUCAUUGUGCGGACUACAUGUUACACAAACCACCAUAGAACAAAUCAAACAAACAACCUUUAAAAAAUGUUUUGAGAACAUCUACAAAACAGCGUAACUCCGCCUUGAGCCAUUGGCGAUAAUUGCACUAGGCAUUUACUUGUAUCUAGUAAGUGAGCAACUGCCUUAUUUACAGGAGAGCUAGCUAAAAACAAGAUUCUACUUAAGGGGGCAUCACACUUCUUUUGUAAUUGCCAAUAAUAAACUAAGAAAGGGAAGUUUUGGAGCAGUGCAGUGCAACAGUCUUCAACCAUGUUUGCUGAUGCUGACCAGGGUGUGAUGGAUGUCGUAGAAACUUGGCCUUUUGUCCGGGUUGUACUCCCAACAGCGCAGCAUGAGUUCAUAAACGGGACCAGGGGUGUGUUCCGGGGAUGGGAGUCGAUAUCCUGCAAAGGACAACACAAAGUUAGCCGCCACAUAUCAACUUCCGUAAUAAUUCUUAAAAUGGAACUGCAGAAGCCAAAAGUUGGUAUAGGCAGAGAUCAUUCGCAGCAUUGUUUAAACACAGAUGCAUUGUGUUGCAUCGAAUUGAUAACAACCUUACAAUUUUCGCCGGUAUUUAUUUCAACCAGCAGAAAUGCCUACAGUACUUCAUUGCCCAAAAAGUAGCUGUGUCUAUUUCAACAGCAAGCUGCCUGUAACGUCCUAAAUUGGGUCCAGCAAUUAUAAAAAGUCUUGCCAUGAUCAUUUAGUUCAAAGCUGCACUAAAGAGCUUCCUGGCUUCGUGUUUUCAGGACAUUAAUGUGACCUAUGUGCAACAAUGAUCAUAGUUGGCCUGCAUGCAUGUAGAACAAUGUUGUGAAAUCUUUGGUCUGCAUUAAGAACCCACCAGCUGUCUGCGGGGGACUUUCUCCAAAAUUGCACAGACAACGCUCACUCAGGGGAGAGAUGUCCCACGCAGUUAGUUCAUGGGUUCUUAGCACGGAGAAAACAGUUCACUGCACUGGUCCUUAAUCAAAGUCACUGAGCACAUUUUUCAUAUGAAAUCCUUGGGGCAUGUAGGUCAAGUGAAUGUCGUAAAAAGAUAGCCAGAAACCUCUUUAAUGUGCCUUUAACAUUAUUCUGAAAGGAUAUGUGCAAGAAUUUAUUUUUACUCACCAGGAAAAAGUCGAAACAUGGUUGUAUUUGUGUGUAUAUGUGUGUUCCUUACCUUACGAGUUAGUUUUUUCUGGAGUAUGAAUCUGUUUUCCCUCAGUCACUGUGAUCUAUACUGUUGUCACUUGUUCACGACUCACCUGUGUCAAUCAGCUCUCGUGCUCGGCUGUUAGACAUGCCGCAGUACGGAGAUGCUCCGAGAGAGAAAAUUUCCCACGCUAGUAUGCCGUAGCUCCACACAUCGCAGACAGAAGUAUAUUUUCCUGGAGAGCAAGAGAAGAAGUUGCAUACUGUCAAUAAAAUAGCUGCUGUAAUGUGAA
Messenger RNA from Ixodes scapularis (black-legged tick), 4601 nucleotides. It is a transcript of the gene Wdr37, whose product is annotated as WD repeat-containing protein 37. NCBI's taxonomy places the organism in Eukaryota, Metazoa, Arthropoda, Arachnida, Ixodida, Ixodidae. Gene Ontology annotation, molecular function: protein binding. The record is from RefSeq and is a predicted model, not a curated record. Gene Ontology annotation, cellular component: preribosome, large subunit precursor. The transcript has 12 exons. The coding region runs from base 203 to 1735 and encodes 510 amino acids.